AUGUUUCGUUCAUCGGGAGGAGCUCGCCAGACAUGCAUCCUCAUGCAACAUCCAGCCGCAUUGGAUGAUGAUCUUGAUUUUACAGAACCUUCUGGCCAGGGCUCUGUGUACAAAAGGUCCUCCAGGGAGGCAGAAGCAGGAGGAGAUGAGACCAGGUUUCCAGUUGCUAUCACACCUCACGCUCUGUUAUCUCGGCUCAUUUUGGUCAUUGGUUUGUCGUUGACCCUGUUUUCCGUUGGGACUUUGCUCUUCAUUAGUGGAUUCUUCCUUUCGAAAGACGACUUGCCGUACAUUAGCAACGGACGAAUCAUACCAUUCCCUCCGUUGUUUCCUCACUUAGACCCGGCACGGCUCCAACUGAAUAGAGAAGAGAGUGUGUACUAUGUGGAGAGCAGUGGCCCUAGAGCCCCACGUAGCACAGGCAGUCACGUUGACAGCGACGGCUCCCCUAGGCCUUUGUAUCUGGAGCAAUUCACUGACCCAAAGCUCUUUCCAUUGUCCUCAGAGCCCGAACCAUGCCAGGUUCAGCCCUGUCGAUCCUCUUGGGUGUCAGUAACACCAUAUGACCGCGUCGUUGUUUUUCUGAUUGAUGCAAUGCGGUAUGACUUUCUGCUUUGGGACCCGGAUGCUUCGAGUGCUUGUGAAGACGACGCCACUAAGGAGUGUGUGAGAGCGCCUUCUGGGCUUCGGCCUUUCUACCGAAAUCGCAUGCCUUUGGCGCACGACCUUCUCCGCCGAUCCGAUGCAGACCUACAGCGUUUUCUCCUCAGCCUGGUGAAGAACAGGGAAAUGUCCGCAGAGGAGUUGGGAAGCAGCGCUGCUGCACUGAAGAAGGACCUGAGUUCACGUGAAACCAAGCUGCCACCAAGUGCCUCACAGACGAGCCCUGCUUCUUUGCCUUCCACGUAUAACUGGGGAGGGAACCGUUUCACUCGAUUAUACAUCUUCGAAGCAGAUCCGCCUACAGCCACUACGCAGCGUCUGAGUGGCCUCGCUACAGGAAGCAUGCCGAGCUUUUUCAGCGUCCGGGAGACGUUUUCUGCGCCAGCAGUAGACGUGGAUAGCUUGCUGCUGCAGCUGAAUGCAGCAAACAAGACCUCCGUCGCCAUUGGAGACGAUACGUGGGAUCGCCUGUUUGGUCACCUCUUAACUCGGGUGCACGCAUUCCCGUCGUUGAAUAUCCAGGAUUUGCACACAGUAGAUGACGGAGUCGCCGCUAAACUUCCACGGGAAUUUGCGAAGGGCGACUGGACUCUCCUUGUCGGCCACGUUCUUGGUGUAGAUCAUGUGGGCCAUGCAGCAGUCCUUGAUUCUAAUUUGAUGCACAAGAAGCUGACAGAAAUGAAUGGCAUGCUUAAGAAUACUCUCAAAUUGAUGCUUAAACACGACUUUAGUGCAACGCCUACCAGGCCAACUCACACGCUCUUCCUGGUGUUUGGAGACCACGGAAUGACUGAAGCAGGAUCUCAUGGAGGUGGUAGCAGCGAGGAAGUCGAGGCUGGUCUUUUGUCGUUCUCGACGCUGCCGGCGAUGCUAAGUCCCCGUACUGCGCAGAUGCUUUCUCCUGAUACACGGCUUUUUCCAGGUCGUCUGCCGACGUACUUGCAGAACCACGGUGCGUUCCGCGACAGCAGUGGGCGUCGGAGGGUUGGAUCGGGUUCAGCACUUGAUGCAGCCUCCCCAACAGCAGCACUAGGCUACGGAUCGAGCCGAGUACGACAGGUUGGCCUGGCACCAACGCUCUCGUUACUCCUGGGACUUCCCAUUCCAUUUAAUUCUAUGGGGCGAAUCAUAGCAGACCUCGUCCCGAGCGUUGCAAGCUUUGUGCAGGAGUGCGCUUCAGAAUCUCAGGGAACAUCUCUGAGCACCUUCUCGUGCGGCACGAGCGAUGGCAAGCCGUGCAGCGUGAAGGAGAGUGAAGAUCUUGCAACUGCAAGGACAGUGCGCUGCAGUGACCUGGCCUACCUUACACAGCUGCAUCACAUCGUAGCGUGGCAACAGCACCGAGCCAUUUUGACCCACGCAGCGCUAACUGGAAACGGGGCAGUGCUUACAGAUCCUCAUUUUGCGGCAAUAAAGGUUAAAUGGCUCAGGCUGUAUUCUGAACUGGACAAGGAGAUAAAGUCACUGCCUCAAGCAGCACACGUACCUCUGACUUCAGGUUCAUCGGCGCCUAACUCCCGGCUCGGGGAGUUGGGCUCCACUAUCUCGAUGCCCACUGCUGGAAUUGAGGGGGCAGAUACUGAGCUGAUUUCGCAUUUGUCUCAACUCCGUCCAGAUGGCGUUGGAAGUGGCAACGAUGGAGAUGUACACAUAGGGACGGCCAAAGAAGCCAAAGAAGGCGCUGCAUCUGCUUUACCUUCUCUAGUCCCAUAUUUGCUAGCGUCUGCGAAUUUCUCGCAGGAAGCUUGGCAGGCCAGUGUCCGCCAGCUAUGCACUUUUAAUAUAAUGCUAAUGGUUUGCGGCAUCUUCAUGGCCCUUAGCAGUCUCAUCAUUUUGGGCUCCCAGCACUUUGCCUAA
Molecule: messenger RNA, 2520 nt
Organism: Eimeria acervulina
Lineage: Eukaryota; Apicomplexa; Conoidasida; Eucoccidiorida; Eimeriidae
Exons: 6
Coding region: 1-2520 (839 amino acids)
Biological process (GO): GPI anchor biosynthetic process
Cellular component (GO): endoplasmic reticulum membrane
Molecular function (GO): mannose-ethanolamine phosphotransferase activity
Source: RefSeq, a predicted model, not a curated record